GCGCUGGCUCCCGGGCUGCGAGCAGCCCGGGCCGGGCAGGCGCCGCGCCCCGCCGAGCGGGGGCCCCCGGUGCGGCUCUUCACGGAGGAGGAGCUGGCCCGCUACAGCGGGGAGGAGGAAGAUCAGCCCAUCUACAUGGCAGUGAAAGGAGUGGUGUUUGAUGUCACUUCUGGAAAGGAGUUUUAUGGACGAGGAGCCCCCUACAAUGCCUUGGCUGGGAAGGACUCCACCAGAGGGGUGGCCAAGAUGUCCCUCGAUCCUUCAGACCUCACCCAUGACACUACGGGCCUCACAGCCGAGGAGCUGAAAUCCCUGGAUGACGUCUUCACCAAAGUGUACAAAGCCAAAUACCCAAUCGUGGGCUACACGGCCCGCAGGAUACUCCUUGAGGACGGCAGCCCCAACCUGGACUUCAAGCCCGAAGACCAGCCCCAUUUUGACAUAAAGGACGAGUUCUGAUACUCCCUCUGCCGGAGCACAUUCUUGAUGGGACGGAGGCGGGGCACAGAGAAACCCCCAGGUGCCAAAUCUCCUGCGAAACAGGCUGCCUGAGCCUCUGGUCCCCCGGACGUGAACGAAGUAGACAUUGAACCCGGAACGCUGGGCGCUUGUUCUUGUCCCCGGUCCAGUGUUCUGUCCACGGGCCAUCAGCCCAGACACCAGCUGGGGUGGGCAUAGCGGCCAAGUGGGGGGCGCCCUCCUAGGGUCCAUGUUGCUGUCUGGGCAGCGGAAUUACCGUGACUUAUUUCUUCUUUAUAUGUCCACUUUCCUGUACGUGCCGAGUUUUCUGCUGUGGCCACGUUGGUUUUAGAAUAAGCACAAAAUAAACUUCGUGUUUUCACAAGAGAA
Messenger RNA from Suricata suricatta (meerkat), 849 nucleotides. RefSeq names its product neudesin neurotrophic factor (gene NENF). The record is from RefSeq and is a predicted model, not a curated record. Lineage: Eukaryota; Metazoa; Chordata; Mammalia; Carnivora; Herpestidae. The transcript has 4 exons. The annotation marks the transcript as partial. Gene Ontology annotation, cellular component: endomembrane system; membrane.